Molecule: messenger RNA, 1149 nt
Organism: Lathyrus sativus (Indian pea)
Lineage: Eukaryota; Viridiplantae; Streptophyta; Magnoliopsida; Fabales; Fabaceae
Source: the annotation of a GenBank genome assembly
AUGGAUAUUAGUAUUUCUAUAGACAUGAGUAACAACAAUAUAAGAAAUUUUGAUUUGAAUGAAUGUCCAGUGGAAGAUUUUUCUGUGGAGAAUGAUUAUUCGGAAGUAAUCGUUGAACAUUUUGAUUGUAAUAUUGGGGAGAAAGACGUGUUAGAAGGUGACAUUAUUAGUAGUAUUGAGAAAGAAAAUCUUAUAUCUUCUAAUCAGAAUGUUGGGAUCAAUGAGUUUUUAGAAGAAGUUGAUAAUGAUGGAGCGAGUAAUGAGACAAAUAUUCUUCCUUUUGUUGGUCAAAAUUUCCUUAGUGAAGAAGAAGCAUUUGUCUUUUACAAGAGAUAUGUAUAUCAACAUGGAUUCUCAAUUAGAAAGGGUAGAUUCAUCAAACAAAAUGGAAUUAUUAGCCGGCGAGAUUUUUUUUGCCAUCGUGAAGGUAAAGUCCCCUUGAAAAUCAUAGAACCAUCAAAAGAACAAAGAAAAAGAGAAACAUCAAAGUGUGAAUGUAAAGCUCAUUUGCGAAUUUUAUUACAAAAGUCUCAUGAUAUAUUUCCAAGUGAAUGGCGAGUUACAAAGUUUGUUGUUGAACAUAACCAUGAUUUGCUAACCCAAUCAGAGCUGCGUUUUUUAUCGGCUUAUCGAACUAUCUUAGAAAAUGAUUAUGAACGCAUUUUCUUAUUAAAAGAAGGAGGGCUUUCAGUUAGACAAAUAAUGUGUGUCAUGGAGCUAGAGAAAAAUGUGAAGCAUGGUUAUCUUCCAUUUAUGGAGAAGGACAUUCGCAAUUUAUUUUUGAAAGCUACUAAAAUUUUUGAAAGAAGUGAUGUUAUGGACCUUCUGAAGUAUUGUGAGGAUACAAAAAAGAGUUGUUCUAAAUUUCAAUAUGCUUAUACUCUUGAUGAAGAAAGAAGGUUAGAACAUAUUUUUUGGUCUCCUGCUUCUUAUUUUGAUUGGUACAAAAAAUAUGGCGAUGUUGUUGUAUUUGAUACUACAUACAAGGUCAACUCAUAUGAAAUGCCAUUUGGUAUAUUUGUGGGUAUGAAUGGUCAUGGAAAGACUAUACUAUUCAGAUGUGCACUCUUACAAAAUGAAACAACAUCCACAUUUUGUUGGUUAAUGAAGGUAAUUUUUAUACUUACAUUUUUUUCUCUAUAUAGUUGA